Molecule: messenger RNA, 2574 nt
Organism: Electrophorus electricus (electric eel)
Lineage: Eukaryota; Metazoa; Chordata; Actinopteri; Gymnotiformes; Gymnotidae
Product: THAP domain-containing protein 5-like
Cellular component (GO): nucleus
Source: RefSeq, a predicted model, not a curated record
UUGGUUUAGGCCCUGAGCACAUGGCGCUGUAUUGUCGUCAGUUCCUGUCCAAACACCCGGAAGACGUUGCUGGUGUUUGUCGACUCAAAAUAACAUUCAGUUAGAAUGCCACGUUACUGUGCUGUUAAGUUGUGUAAUAACAGAGGUGGGAUGCCUUCAAAAGACAACAAAAGAAUAAGCUUUUAUCCUUUUCCCUUGCAAGAUAAGACCAGGCUCAAGAAAUGGAUUGUCAACAUGAAACGUGGGGAGUGGACCCCCAGUCGGCACCAGUACCUGUGCAGCGAACAUUUUACAGAAGACUCUUUUGACCUGCGAUGGGGAAUCCGAUACCUGAAGCACACUGCUAUUCCAACUAUAUUUCCCUGUCUUUGUGAUAAUGAAACCAAUCACAGCAAGAAAAAAAACAAACCCAGGAACAGACCACCUGAUCCAGGUGUCCAGCUCAGUGCACUGACAAAUGAGCCAUUGGAUUGUCCAGUAUCCGCUGUGAUCAGCGAGAGGAUGCCUGCCGUCCACACCAGUGCGGAUAGGCUGCUUUCAGAGACGUUGUCUACUGAGAGUCCCUCCAGAGGUGACCUGUCUAGCCAUGGAGUGCCCUUGACUGAUUCCUGUGCACAAAUGUAUGGUGAGGAACAUCAGCAGCAGCUAUUGGACCCCAGCUCUGUGAUGACCUUUCUGUGCUGCGACACCGCAGGACUGUUAGCAGGGCACGGAGAGGAGCCGCAGGAGCCCCGAGCAACGGGCAGCCCAUCAACCACGCCCCUGGCACUGGAGGAUGAGGAGAAGGCACGCGUUACACCCAAAACUCCUGAGAGGAAGGUGGAGCUUCCCAGCGGCGGCGAGGCCAGCUCACUGUGCGAGCACUCCUACUCGCGCCAGGACACAGACAAAGAGCAGCUGUGGAGCCGUAUAACAAGCCUCCAUGCCAAGGUCCUGGCCCUGGACAAGCAGGAGGAGGGCACACUCGCCAAGAUCAAAUGUGUGGAGAUGGAGAUCGAACAUCUGAAGAUGCGCAAUGCCGUGUGUCAGCAGAGGCAAAAAGUGCUGGAGGAGUACUUCACUUCUGUCUUUCUCUAGCACUGCUCAGCAUUCAGAACAACUGGGGCUUAUUUUUCUUACAUGUAGAAGAAAAUUUUGUUUAUAUAUAAAAUCUUGCAUUAUUGGGAUUGUUGUUCCUCCUCUGUAAACAGAGCUUUUAAAGCAUGUUGAGAGAUAUUAGGUCUAGCUGCUUGCACAGUGACUUCCUUACAUUUCAUCAAUAUUGCAAUUUUCAUUUUCUAAUUGCCAUCUAAUGGGAUUGUGUUGUUUUAUUGUUAAACUAGUUUCAGUACUUUUUUUUUUUUUUCUCAUGAAGUUCUUAGUUGUGCUAAUGUGACCACGUGGUGGCACUGUGACGCUCCCAGUACAACAUAUAGACUCUGGCAAGGUCAUGCUGAAAAUCAAUGACUUGCACUUGAUAGUCUGCUUUUUGUUUCCAGUUGGAUGGCUGAAACAUCUUACAAAAGUGGUGUAGUAACUUCUAUGUUCCUAAUGUCUGUGAAAACCAUAAUUUCUCUUUUUUUUUUCCUUUUUUAAAAUUUGCUUGAAGCUAUAGUCAUAAGCUUAAAGAAAUGUUGUCCAUGAAAGAGGAAGCUGAGACUGACUAGUAACCAUGGUGCCAGAAUAAGCAUAAGGUAUGGUAUCCCCUCCGUACACUCACCAGCUGUGAUUACAGACAGCUGCCCGUUUGUUGGCAUGUGCAGUUUACCCGCCACUCCCCACCUCUGUCUGCGUCUGUGAGAGUUGGUUUGGAAUCUUUGGUAUAUUCUGUUAGGCGCUGGUCAGUUGUCAGCAUCAGAUGUCAUUGACAGUGGCAUGGUUACGGCUGUCAAGCUGGUACAAGCUUAUCAGGCACUAAAGUGUUACUGGGGUUUUACGUGUGUCACUGUUAGGUUGAGAGUGGUGCACUUAUAUAUCCAGUCAAGAGCAUCCUGUUUAUGUAAGACUGCAGGAUAGGCCACACACAUGCAUGGGGCCAGGCAGGAUAUACACUCAUGCACUCCUGGGCCAAAGGGGGAGUCAUCACUGCUGUGAGCCGCUGUGGGUGGAGAUGGAAACAUGAACAUUCACUUAAAUAGUCUUCUUGUACACAAAGGUAAAAUCACAAAAAUAUUUUAAUAUUUUGAUACAAAAUUCAAAUUAGCACAUGUCUUUUGAGCCCAUUAAUAGCUUAUGCAAUUUUGCUUUUGGCCCAUUUUUCCCCAGGAGUGUGUAUUUCUCCAAGUGAAGAAUUGUUUAAUAAUUAAUCAGAAAGUUAGUCGAUUAUGUAAGGAUGAUCCACAGUGCAAUAAGACCAUCUCUUCACGUUUGUGUGAGUUAUCAAUGUGCUUCACACUGCUUUUAUAAUUGUUUUUUGAUGUUUUAGUCUUUUGCCUUAGCUCCAAACCCCGCAAGACACUAAACACAUCAGCACUGUUGUGCUUUAAACUCACCUCUGGCUAGUCUCUUCUUUAUCUUCAUUUUACCAUCAGUGAAUUACUUUGUCAUCUUUGAUACUGAUCAUUUAUAUCAAAAUAAAUAUACUAUUUUGGCUAA